AUGUCUACUCUGGAGUACCCUAAAGUGUGGAUUCGUUUUGAACGAAUGGUUGAAGAAGGUACAGCGGAAAACGUAGAUGCAGUACAAGAGUACCGUUUGUCGCUGAACUCUAUCAUUAGGCAAAAAUUUAGCUUAGCGUGUUACCUAGCCGAAGGAGAUAGUUCAGGAGGCACGCUCGUUGCCGUUAACUUGUACUUGUCGCAGGAAAAGGGACGCUUCGUCGAACACAGGCCGCCAAAGUCCAAGGCCGGUUUAUUAUCCCUGCGAAUGUUUAGCCAAGCUAUGAAAAUGACAGCGAUUUAUGAUAAAUACAAUGUGAACGCCUACCUCAUUGGAGCGGGCCUUUCAGUCGCGCUUGAAUAUAGAAUGCUCGGGAUCGCAGUUGAACUGCUUAAGGCCAGAAUAAAUCUCUGUAAGGAUUUGGGUUUUCGUGCACCAGGCGGUAUAUUUACUAGCGCAAAAGCACAAAGAGCGGCGGAAAAAUUUGGAAAGCAGUGCAGCGUAAGAUUCGAUACUGAUACAGAGGACUUAAAGAUUUUUGCUAUUCAAACUAAACUAUCUAACUAA
This is a messenger RNA of Arctia plantaginis, 567 nucleotides long. NCBI's taxonomy places the organism in Eukaryota, Metazoa, Arthropoda, Insecta, Lepidoptera, Erebidae. The record is from the annotation of a GenBank genome assembly.